Messenger RNA from Symbiodinium sp. CCMP2592, 1437 nucleotides. The record is from the annotation of a GenBank genome assembly. NCBI's taxonomy places the organism in Eukaryota, Dinophyceae, Suessiales, Symbiodiniaceae.
AUGCCUCGCGCCUACAGUGCCGACCGCCGCCAGCAGGAUGCAGAAGCUGCUCAAGCAGUUCGGGAGAGGCAGUCUGUCUGGCAGCUGCGCUGCAAGUUGGACCAGUCACGCCGCGAGGCUCGACUAGUUGCUCGGGCAUUGCAGCAUCAGUAUGCAGACGUGAAGAGGCUGGAGGCCGCCACAAGACAAGAGUCCCAAUACGCCGCCCAGCUGGAGUCCAAGGCAGCUCAGCUCUUAGCAAGCAGCCCGGCUGCCGAGCUUCGCUUCCAAGGCGAAGGAGAGCUGGAAAGCCUGCACGACGAGAAUCGUCGUCUUCUAAGAGACAUCCGAGCUUUGCGCCAGUCUGAGAAGGAGAGGCGUGGAGAAGCGUUGCGACUCCUCGAGACAGCCGAGGACUGCGCAGCAGUUGCAGAAGUUCCGGUGGAUCUGCUGGGUGCAGUUGGAUGGGGCCAGCUGGAGGUGCAGGAGGUGCAGCUGAAUCUUGCCCGUGCCAGCGCUGCGAGGUCUUGUGCUGCUGAGGAGCACGAUUCCCUUCUUUGGUCUUUGCACUCAACUCGCCAAGAGCAUCGUGUGAAGGUGGCACAGCUCGCGACAGACGAGUCGGCCGCACUGUCCGCCAGCGCAGAGCGCCGCCACUUCACGGCGGAGGUGGCGGCAUGCUGCGAGGCGGCCGUUCUCUUUCGAAACGAAUACAACGAGCUGCAGGCUGAGUCGGCUCGUGAUCAGGAAGAUGAGAAGGCAUGCAGCAAGGAGCUCCUGGAGCUUGAGUCAAGAGAAGAGACGUCCUCUCGGGACUUGCUCACAGAGUCCUGGCUCCUCAACCAGAGCCGCGAAGCAGCGCAGAGUCUUCGAGGACAGGUGGGGCAGAUCGAUGCGGCAUUGAGCGCUGCAGCUGCCCGACGGCGCGGCCUGGUGGCAGAAGAAUGGCGUGGAGACGCGUUGCAGGCGGCUGGGCUGCGAGAGCUGGAGGUGCAAGCUAGCGAACUGCAGAGUGAAGCAGCUUCUGCGCAGGUUGCAGCCCUCAACCUGAAGCAGAUUCGAGAAGGUUGCAAGCUUCAGAGCACCAAGCAGACGUCGAUGCUGGAGAUGGAGCACUCCAGAGCGGAAGAGCUCAUUGCGAGCUAUGCCUGCGCGUGGGAAAACGUCCACAAGCUGCAACGCGCUGUGCGAGCUGAAGAGCUGCAGAAGAAGGCGAUGCAAGACAGAGCCAGAGAAGCCGUUCUGGAGAGCGAGGCUGCUGAUGCGCAGCUUCUGAAAGCCCGCGCCAAAUGCGAGGUAGCUGCCGCUGCGCUUGCGCAGGGCCGGCAGCUGGCAAUGGAUAGAGGUGCCGAUUUGCGCGGAGAGCUGAAGCAGCGCAGCGCAGCUCAGGCUUGCCUAAGCGAAGAGAUUGAAGAGGCAAGGGCGAAACGCAGAAGCCGCAAAGCACUGCAAAGGUAG